This is a messenger RNA of Microdochium trichocladiopsis, 1425 nucleotides long. Its product is annotated as phenol hydroxylase. The record is from RefSeq and is a predicted model, not a curated record. Gene Ontology annotation, molecular function: FAD binding. Bases 1 to 1425 code for a protein of 474 amino acids. NCBI's taxonomy places the organism in Eukaryota, Fungi, Ascomycota, Sordariomycetes, Xylariales, Microdochiaceae. The transcript has 5 exons.
AUGUCGGUGAUGUCAGGUCUUCUGACCCAAAAGGUAGCAAGCGAGGCAGGAGAUCAGUGCUGUCUCUUCUCUGGUCGCCCAGCUUCUGUAGCAGCAUAUCAGACUGCUGCUUGGCGAGCUUCUGAAGUUGCUCCACAGGUCAGGUCGCAAAGGCUACCGGACACCUAUACGCAGGGAACACCACGCCGGUCCGUGUGGGGAGUCCUCGAUGGCGAGCUUGAUACGGACUUUCCAGGCAUCUGGAGCAAGACGGUUGUGCACUCGCACGAGCACGGCACGGUCCUCAUAAUCCCCCGCGAGCGAAACAUGACACGGUUCUACAUUGAGAUGAAGGAGUCCGACACCUCGUGCGGGCUCCUCCUGGACCAGAUUAUGCAGCAGGCCCGCCUCAUUCUCGCGCCCUACCGCCUCGAGUGGACAUCUGUCGCGCAACGCGUGACCGCCCGCUUCUCGGACCCGGCAGAGCGCGCAUUCAUCGGAGGCGACGCUAGCCACACCCACUGCCCAAAGGCCGCCCAGGGCAUGAACACGAGCGUCCACGACUCGUGGAACCUGGCGUGGAAGCUUAACCUCGCCGUCCGCGGGCUGGCGCGUCCAGGCGUCCUGCUGUCCACGUACGAGCUGGAGCGCAAGAAGAUUGCGUUCGACCUCAUCGACUUUGACUACGAGCACGCCACCAGCAUCGCCGCCGGGGACGCCGAGACACUCGCGGCCAGCUUCCGCACCAAUGUCCGCUUCAUUGCAGGCGUAGGAGUCGAGUAUGGCGCCAAUAGCAUCAAUCAGACCGGCGUCGCAACGGAGCAAGGCACGGGCACUUUGUUGGCUUUGGCCAAGCCCGGUUGCACACUGCCUCCGGCAAAGGCCACCCGUUACAUAGACGCCAACCCGGUAGACUUGCAGCUCGAAAUCCCCGUGCUCGGUCAAUUCCGCAUCUACCUGCUGGUGCCAGACCUGACUGGCAGUACGGAGGCUGGUUUCCUCAGAGACCUUGACCAAAGUGUCAGGGACCCUGCCUCCUUCUGGUCCAGAGUUUCAACGACUGCCGCCACGUCUUAUGCUAGCAAACCGAGACCAAGUCGCCCAAAGGACCAACACAUCUUACCUGAGCGAUACACAGCCGUAAGCGAGCUAUUCACAUUUGCACUUAUAACAUCAACCGACAAGAAUGACUUCGAGCUUGCAAGCCUGCCGAGCACUUUCGCCCACAGCAAGUGGACUGUAUACCUCGACGAUGCGUGCAGUCUCGAUACUCGAGGACUCAGCUGCUCCGAAAAAUGGUUCGGAAGCGCCAGGGAGAGCAAGGAUAUUGUGGUUCUCAAAUGGUCGGUCAAGAGAUGGCAGCCAUCUUCUCAGGUCGGCGCGGGCAUCGCGGCAGUGCAGUGUUUGGACCAGUACUACGAGAGUUUCCUGCAAGCAGGGCCAUAG